AUGGCGGAGGGGGAAGAGGCCAUGAGCCAGGAGGACUGGAAGGAGAAGUGUAUGGUCCUGGAGGCGCUGCUCAUGAAGUUCAGAGUGCAGAUCAUCAAGAUUCGAGAACUCACUGCAGACAAGAUUCAGCAGUUGGAGACACAGGUGAUCGAUGCAGAAAAACGGGCCUUCACCGCUCACCAGCAGGUGCAGUGGAUGGAGGAGAAGCUGAAAGCUCCAGACAGUCCAUCCGGAGACUCGGAGGUGCGAUUGUUUCAGCGGUGCCAGGAGCUGCAGGCCCUGGUGCAGGAGAAGGAGGACGUCAUCGGCCAGCUGGAGCAGCAGCUGGAGGAGCAGAAACAGAUCCGACUUCAAGACGCCAAAACGGUGGAGGAAAAGGCCGCUAAGAUCAAGGAAUGGGUGAUGCUAAAGCUGUCAGAGUUUGAGGUUGAGAACGCGGCACUGAGAGAAACAAACAAGCAACAGGAGGCUCAGAUUGAGGAGUUACACAAACAAGUUCAGGCCUUUGAGCAGAAGUGCGGGGGUGGUCGAGGAGUCCUCUGCAGACCGGGGGAGGCGCAACGUCUCAGCAGCCUGACGUUUGGCUGUUUCCAGGUGAGGGGGAAGAACCCCCAGGUCCUCACUGGACCAGCACCUUCCCAGAGGAGCCUGAGCACCCAGGGAGAGACCGAGGGCAGAGACAAAACUGAGAAGAACAGUAAGCUCACAGCGUCCUCAGGGACAGACGGUGAAGUGCAGAGAUCCGACCGGACUCUGGAGGAAGACAGCGCGUCUGAGAGCCUGGGCGAGAACGCAUGUGGACCUGAGUCCCGUGGCGUCUCCUCCGUGCUCUCCAGUGCUGCAUCGGAGGGGGAAGGAGGAGGAGGAGGGUGUGAGGGAAGAGGAGGAGGCGGUCUGGAGUUCAGCCGCCCCGGCAGCGAGACCUACCUGACUGCCUCAGACGACAGCAGCUCCCUGUUUGACGAUGACAUGCAGCGUGCAGAUCGGCCCAGCUUCAGCCUGCUGGGCUCCUCAGACGGGGCGCUGGGAGGGUGUAAGGAGGGAGAGGAGGAGGCGCACAGGACCAAGCUGGAGGACUGCACCUCUGAGGAGCUCAACAAACGUUUCCAGUCGCAGAGACUUGACUCCUCAUCCUCUUCCAGUGAGCCCAACACCCCCAGCCCCAUCCUCACACCAGCACUCACGCCUAAACGACCCAACCCGCCCCAGGAUUCAAGGGACAACCCCGCCUCGCCUAAACAGCCUCGCCUGCGGACCCCAGCAGGGUUCGGGCUGAUGAACGUGGCUCUGGCCAAGAAACACCUGAGCCAGCCGCCUAUCAGCAGCGAGGCGGCGUACGGACAAACGCGCAACGCUCUCAGCAUGCUGCGCCCCCUCCGGCCACAGGAAACUGACCUCGACCAGGAGCAGGAGGUCGGCAUGGAGACGGGCAGGGACACACCUCCUCAGGUCCUCCUCAGCUCACCUGGUCCACCUGAACCUGGUUCAGAGAGGCAAGACUGUGACAGCUCAGCACCUGGCAGCAAACCUCCAACACCCCCUUUACACCGGCUGCCCUCCUGGGAGAGUCGUAUCUACGCUGUGGCUAAAUCAGGAAUCAGACUGUCGGAGACGUCCUGCUCAGACCCCGCUAGCAGAGACCCCUCCCUCCAGUCCUCCUACCCUGCCUUUGUAAUGUACACAUCCCUCAUCUAUAAAAACAUGACCACACCAGUUUACACUACUCUGAAGGGGAAAGCCACUCUGCUGAGCAGCAGCCCGUUCUCAGAUGAGUCCUCCAGCUCUGAGGAGUCAUCCAGUUCAGGAGAGGAGGACGGCUCCAUCCGCAGCUCUCACACCUCCUCCAGCUCCCGCAAGGACAGCAGCCCGGGCAGCCCGCGCUCUCUCAAGAGAGCUGUGUCCAUGUCUUCAAUGACAUCAGAGAGCGACUACGCCAUCCCUCCUGAUGCCUACUCCACCGACACAGAGUGCUCUGAACCGGAGCAGAAACUCCCAAAGACCUGCUCUGCAGCCAGUGACAACGGCAAGAGUGAACCGAUGGAGAAGUCAGGCUACCUGUUGAAAAUGGUGAAGACCUGGAAGAAAACAUGGAAGAGACGCUGGUUUGUCCUCAAAGAUGGAGAGCUGCUCUACUAUAAAUCACCUAGCGAUGUGAUCAGGAAGCCUCAGGGUCAGAUCGAAGUCAACGCCACCAGCAGCAUCGCUCGCGGCGAGGGAAAACAAGUUCUCCAGAUAGUGACGGGGAAGCGGGUGUACUACCUGAAGGCGGACUCUCCCAACCUGCUGGAGGAGUGGCUCAGGGUGCUGCAGAGCGUGCUCAGGGUGAAAGCUGCCAGUCCUCUCUUCACCCAGCCGGAUAUUCGCCCCGGCAUGAAGGGACUGCUCGUCAAGGUGAAGCAUGGCUACUCUAAGCGGGUUUGGUGUGCUCUGAUUGGCAAAACCUUGUACUAUUUCCGCAGCCAAGAGGACAAGUUCCCCCUGGGUCAGAUCAAACUGUGGGAGGCCCGGGUGGAGGAGGUAGACCGGUCAAGAGAUUCAGACGACGACCUGAAGGCAUGUGGGCGGGGCCUGCAGGCAGCACCUUUCACCAUCGCCAUCCAGCCGCAGGAGCAAGGCCCCACCUACCUGCUCAUCGAGUCCCGCCACGAAAAGGACUCGUGGCUGUACCAUCUGUCUGUGGCAGCGGGGAGCACAGUGGGUAAAGUCGGCACGGAGUUCGAACAACUAGUGGGAAAACUUUUCCAGCUGGAUGGAGAUCCAAAUUCUCAGAGCUGGAGACAUCUCCUAAUGUUGUGUUUCAGUAAGGAAGCUCUGACGUCUCCUCUAUAUACCUAACGUGCAUGUCACCAAGCUCUGCAGACAGAAGCGAUGAAAUUAGUAUACACGUGUCAGCUGUUCAUCAACGUGGCCAUCGACGCUCCAGCCAUCGACUACCACGUCUCACUGGCCCAGAGUGCCCUGCAGGUGUGUCUGGCCCACCCCGAGCUCCAGAAUGAGUUUUUCUGCCAGCUCAUCAAGCAGACCCGCAGGAGGCAGCCACACGGCCAUCCAGGACCCCUGCAGGGCUGGCAGUUUCUCGCCCUGUGUGUGGGCCUGUUUCUGCCUCAGCACCCGUUCCUCUGGCUGCUCCAGGUUCACCUCAACAGACACGCCGACUCCAGGACCGAGGUGGGUAAGUACGCCAUCUACUGCCAGCGCUCCAUGGAGCGGACCCAGCAGAAGGGCGAGAGGCAGGCCAGGCCGUCCCGUAUGGAGAUCCUGUCCAUCCUGCUGAGGAAUCCCUAUCAUCACUCCCUGCCAUUCAGUGUGCCUGUUCACUUCCUCAAUAGCACCUACCAGGUGGUGAGCUUCGAUGCUUCGACCACAGUGGACGAGUUCCAGUGUCGCCUCAACCAGGACACCGGCAUGAGGAAGACGGGGCUGUCUGGUUUCAGCCUGUACACUGACGACCCCACUGGACGAGAGCUGGAGCACUGCCUGCAAGGAGGCAUCAAGAUUUGUGACAUUAUCUCCAAGUGGGAGCUAGCCUCGAAGGAGCAGCACACCGGCAAGUCUGAAAACACCCGGACGGUCCGCCUCACCUACAAGAACAGGCUCUACUUCUCUCCCCAGGUCAGGGGGGAGUCAGAGAGGGAGAGGUUGCUGUUGGCUUAUCAGACAAAUGAGGCCAUCGUAGCGGGACACUUCCCCGUCAACAAGGAGCUGGCUCUGGAGAUGGCUGCCCUGCUGGCCCAGGUGGAGUUUGGGGAUUUUGAGCGUCCCUUCUCUGCUCCUGGAUCAGCCCCGACCAAGUCUAACCAAACCCUGAAACAGGUUCUGGAGAGAUUCUACCCUAAACAUUACCGCCGGACCACAUCUGAGGAGCAGCUCAGACAACUGCUGCAGCGUCUCUCCGCCCGCUGGGCCUCCCUCAGGGGUCGAAGUUCACCAGAGUGUGUCAGGAUCUACCUGACCGUUGCCAGGAAGUGGCCUUUCUUUGGCGCCAAACUGUUCGAAGCAGAAUCCAUCACGCCGUCUCCAGAGCAGCGUGUCCGUGUUUGGCUGGCUGUGCAUGAAGAUGGUAUCAGUGUUCUGGAGCACAACUCUGUUAAACCGCUGGUGUCCCACCCCUACAAGAACCUGAUGACGUUUGGAGGCUGCAAACAGGACUUCAUGCUGGUUGUGAGACAGAGCAUCGGUUCCAACACGAGCAAAGACAAACCUACGGAGAAACAUCUGUUUGCUAUGGACGUCUCAAAGAUCAGGGAGAUCACCCUCCUCAUCUCCAGUUACAUCAACAGCGCUCACCAGCAGAAGGCCGCCGCCCACCACCUCUCCGCCCCGGCUCUCAUGGUUGCCCAGCCCAUCAGUCUGAAGAGCAAAGAGCUGAGGAGCAAGUCCCCGCCAGCCCUGGGUCGCCCCAGCAAGGCCCCCACGCUGCUGUGAAAAAACAUCACGCCUUCUCGCUGAGAAAUCUCCGCUUGAAUUUGAAAUGACAGCAGCUGAUUCCAGUCGCACAGCCUUUCUUUCUUAUCAGCCAAAUCCUGUAGGUUUGUCUGAUGGGGUCAGAUUAAAUUGUGGUGAAUUUCUGGUGAGGGUGCAGCGGUUCCUCAUUCAGGAUUUAAGCUCCUGAAAAGUGCCUUCCUCAGAGAACGUGUGACAUUUUGGGUCUGAAACUGGAGCCGUGGGUUGUAUAAACAAGGUACAAAGGUGUCUAGAAACAACAAAUGAUGAUGAAUGUGUUGCUUUUAAGUGCUGACUCCAAAGAGAAAAAGUCAACAGCAUUUAUUGACCGACCGAGCUGAGGUGUCUCAUUCACCUGUGUGUUCAGGGUGUGUGGUACGUUCCCUUUUGUAAAGACGCUGAUUUAAGUUCAUUUUAUUAUUUUCGCCUUAAAAAAUUAUCCACAGUCAUACAGAAGUUGUGUUAAAGACUCGUUUAAAUAUGAAAAUGCGUAUGAAGCAACUGCCCGCAGUUUGCAGUGCAAAGGGUGUGAAUGACGUUCAUAAGGGGAAACCAGUUUGGACCCUGUGUGCUCUUAGUUACUGAAUAGCCAGGAGAGUAGUGAAACUUUAAUCAAGUACAAACCUUUCAGCAAGAUGCCUCCUCAGUAUAUUUCACAUGACAUUACAAAGAGAAGUGUUAUGAGAGGGGUAGAUAAUGUGGUUGUGUAUGUUCAUUAAAAGGAAGAGGGUAAGAGGAUGUGGUAAUGGUUUGGUGGUUUGAUGAAGGAGAAGUUUGGUAUUGUUACUGAAAGAAUAAUGAAGUAAUGAAGCAGCAGGGUCAGAUAUACAUAUACUGCGUCCUCUUUAUAUUUCACAUGACAUUAGAAAGAGAGCAGAGUUAGGGUAUGAAAGAGGGGAUAAACUCUGUGUUUGUGUACAUUUAGAAGAAGAGGAUUGGGAAUAAAGGAAUAAAGUGUUUUCUGUUUUCUUAGACAGAAUAAUAAAAGCGGGGUCAGAUAUACUGUGGUGACCCAUUUAACUUUAACUGGAAAAACAGGACUUUUUUUAAUCUAAGGUACUUUUCCCCCCUCCCAGUAUUAUCUUAACCCUGUACAGAGCGAGUAUUGUCAGGUGUUAUAUUUAUUUGUCAUAUGAAAUCAUCCUUGGAAUAUAAUUAUUGUGCAAGUCUAAUGCUUGAAUAAACUACAGAAAACCUGUGACAAGCAGCUUUUUUUAUCCCUUCAUACGGAUGAUCAACGCCUUCGUGGGAAGCUGUAGAAACCAUAACACUCCAUGUUUUCCUCACCUUCACCAGAAAGACGGCGUCCUGCUUCCUCAUUGGCGUGAGCGUAAAUGACGUGUUGAUACCUGCAGCAGGUGCCUGACGGCUAGUGACACACCUUCAUUCCUAUAGUGUUUCACAGGGAGA
Messenger RNA from Morone saxatilis (striped sea-bass), 5853 nucleotides. It is a transcript of the gene plekhh2, whose product is annotated as pleckstrin homology domain containing, family H (with MyTH4 domain) member 2. Lineage: Eukaryota; Metazoa; Chordata; Actinopteri; Moronidae. Gene Ontology annotation, biological process: negative regulation of actin filament depolymerization. Gene Ontology annotation, cellular component: cytoskeleton; cytoplasm. The record is from RefSeq and is a predicted model, not a curated record. Gene Ontology annotation, molecular function: actin binding.